AUGGCCAUCUCCAUCCUAUUCCCACUGAUUAUGCCCAUUCUCAUUGUUGGAUCACACCCACUGAUCACACCCAUUCCUAUUCGCCCCAUCAUUGCCAUGCCCAUCACGACCAUUCGGCCCAUCGUUGCAAUUCGGAUCCGCCCCAUCAUUUCCAUUCGGCCCAUCUUUUUCAUUCGGCUCAUCAUGCCCAUCAUGCCCAUCAUGCCCAUCCUGCUCAUCCUGCUCAUCAUGCCUAUCAUGCUCAUCAUGCCCAUCCUGCCCAUCAUGCCCAUCAUGCCCAUCAUGCCCAUCAUGCCCAUCAUGCCCAUCAUGCCCAUCAUGCCCAUCAUGCCCAUCAUGCCCAUCAUGCCCAUCAUGCCCAUCAUGCCCAUCAUGCCCAUCAUGCCCAUCAUGCCCAUCAUGCCCAUCAUGCCCAUCAUGCCUAUCAUGCCCAUCAUGCCCACCGUGCCCAUUCCCAUUCCCAUUCCCAUGGCUCAUGGCCUGAGCCGAGCUGACCUCCACUGCAGAACUACAGCUGGCAUCUCUCCAACCACACUCAUGCCCGAAGCAGAGCGACUCGUGUUGGAUUACGAGCCAACGAGAAUGGGUGCGAAACGAGAACCUGUCGGGAUUUCGUGA
Molecule: messenger RNA, 618 nt
Organism: Pseudocercospora fijiensis CIRAD86
Lineage: Eukaryota; Fungi; Ascomycota; Dothideomycetes; Mycosphaerellales; Mycosphaerellaceae
Exons: 1
Coding region: 1-618 (205 amino acids)
Source: RefSeq, a predicted model, not a curated record